Messenger RNA from Vitis riparia (riverbank grape), 3380 nucleotides. RefSeq lists its product as uncharacterized. Gene Ontology annotation, cellular component: t-UTP complex; small-subunit processome; 90S preribosome. NCBI's taxonomy places the organism in Eukaryota, Viridiplantae, Streptophyta, Magnoliopsida, Vitales, Vitaceae. Gene Ontology annotation, molecular function: snoRNA binding. Gene Ontology annotation, biological process: positive regulation of transcription by RNA polymerase I; maturation of SSU-rRNA from tricistronic rRNA transcript (SSU-rRNA, 5.8S rRNA, LSU-rRNA). The record is from RefSeq and is a predicted model, not a curated record.
CAUGUUCCACUCUAGUCCAGUUGCUUGAUUCUGUUUUUGAACAGGAGGGUUUCCUGAUUGGUUCAGUAUGUGGAAAGAAAAAAAGGAAAGCAAUAAAGCUUCAUAAAUCUGACCUACACAAUGAUGUUAUUUGCAAAGAUGAAAAUGCACUCUCUUUUCUUACCUCUCUCCUUGAUAUUUUGCUACUCAAAAAAGACAUAGAGAACAGGACUUUUCUUAUAGGGCCUUUUUUUAAGCUUCUUCGCAAGAUCUUCAUGGAUGAGUGGGUCCAAGAUGAUGUUCACCUGUAUGAGAAGCGGAUUCAAGCUUCAUCUGGCACUUCUGAAACUAUAUCAAGCACAUUAUGUUACAUUCAGCAGACAUUAUUAUUGAUACUGGAAGAUAUUAGUGCCUCCAUCUUAACUGAUAUGUCUGUAAAGGAUGACAUACAUGAUAAAUUUGACUUGAUGCUAUUGGUUGAAUGUGCUCGUUCAACGAAAGAUGGAAUCACCCGCAACCAUAUUUUCUCAUUAUUAUCUACCAUUGCAAGGAUACUACCAGAAGAAAUUUUGGACCAUAUACUAGAUAUUCUUACUGUUAUUGGGGAGUCAGCAGUGACCCAGUUUGACAACCAUUCACAACGUGUUUUUGAGGACCUUAUAUCUGCAGUAGUUCCAUGCUGGCUAUCUAAGAAAGGCAACACAAACAAAUUGCUUGAGAUUUUCAUAAAUGUACUGCCUGAGGUUGCUUCCCAUAGAAGAUUGUCAAUUAUUGUGCAUCUGCUAAGGACUCUGGGGGAGCAAAGUAGCUUGGGUUCAUUGCUUGUUCUCCUUUUCCAUUCAUUGGUUUCCAGGAAAAUAUCAUCUUCCCUUGAUGAUGGUUCAGCCACCUUGAGUUGUUUUAACUCUAUCACACAAGAAUGGGAGUAUAUACUUGCAGUGCAAAUAUGUGAACAGUAUUCAUGCAUGAUAUGGUUUCCUUCUUUGGUUAUGCUGCUUCAGCGAAUAGAAAUGGUCAAUCAGUGCCAAGAACUGUUUAUGGAAUUGCUAUCUGCAAUGGAAUUCAUAUUGCACAAAUUGCAAGAUCCUGAGAUUGCAUUCAAGCUUGAAUCUGGGGAAGAUUCAGAUAACAUCCAGAGAACACUUGGAGCACUUAUGGAGCAGGUUGUUUCCUGCUUACAGCUGGUUGACUCAAGAAAAAAUAGAAAAAUUGUGCCGAUUGGCAUCAAGCAAGAAUUAAAGGAGCAUAUACGUGUUGUCUUAGGGAACAUUACCAAGGUCAUGAUUCCCUCAGCAUACUUCAAAGCCAUCAUUAAAUUGAUGGGCCAUGCAGAUACGGAUGUGAGGAAGAAGGCUCUGGGGCUUCUCUGUGAAACAGUGAAUGACAAUGGUACAAUUAAACAAAGGCAUGGGAGAAAAGAAUUGAAUUCAAACUCAAGAAGUUCUUGGCACCAUCUUGAUGAGAGUGCUUUGGAGUCCUUUGAGAAGAUGUGUUCGGAAUUUGUUCAUUUAGUUGAUGAUUCUGUUGAUGAUUCAGACACCUCUUUGAAGCUGGCAGCCAUUUCAGCACUUGAAGUGUUGGCCAACAGGUUUCCUUCUAAUCAUUCUACCUUCAGCAUGUGCCUUGCAUCUAUUGUAAGAAACAUCAGUUCAGACAACUUGGCUGUCGCUUCUGUCUGCCUUCGGACUACUGGUGCUUUGAUUAAUGUACUUGGACCAAGGGCCCUUCCUGAACUUCCUCAUGUCAUGGAGAAUGUGCUGAGGAGGUCUCAUGAUGUCUCCUCUUUAGAUGGGAAAACCAAAUUUGGUGAUAAUAGUUCUUCUGUUGUAUCAAAUUCUAAGCAAUCUCUUCUGCUGUCUAUUCUUAUCACGUUGGAGGCUGUAGUAGACAAGCUUGGUGGUUUUUUGAACCCAUAUCUUGGAGAUAUUAUAAAAUUUAUGGUGUUGCAUCCUCAAUAUGCAUCAGGAUCCGAUUCAAAGCUGAAGAGCAAAGCCGAUGCAGUGCGAAGGCUUGUUACUGAGAAAAUUCCUGUUCGACUUGCCCUUCCACCUUUGCUGAAGAUAUACUCUGAAGCUGUUAACAAUGGAGAUUCAAGUUUGUCUAUUUCUUUUGAAAUGCUUGCAAACUUGGUUGGCAGGAUGGAUAGGUCAUCUGUUAGUAAUUACCAUGUAAAGGUUUUCGACCUGUGCUUAUUAGCUCUUGAUCUUCGUCGUCAACACCCUGUAUCCAUUAAGAACAUUGACACUGUUGAAAAGAAUGUUAUCAAUGCAAUGAUUGUUCUUACAAUGAAACUUACCGAAACCAUGUUCAAGCCUCUUUUUAUUAAGAGUAUUGAAUGGGCAGAGUCAAACAUGGAAGACAGUGACAUGGGAAGCACAAAUAGGGCUAUUUCUUUCUAUGGCUUGGUGAAUAAACUUUCUGAGAACCACCGAUCUUUGUUUGUUCCAUACUUCAAGUACUUGCUCGAGGGUUGUAUACAACAUCUUACUGAUAGUGAAGAUGUCAAAAAUGUUAAUUUGAUGCGAAAGAAAAAGAAGGCCAAGCUUCAGGAAGCAAGCUUUGAUAGAAAAGAAGGAAGCAGUGCAUUGUUACUUGAAAAAUGGCAUCUCAGGGCAUUGGUGAUAUCAUCCUUACAUAAAUGUUUUCUUUAUGAUACAGGGAGCAUGAAGUUUCUUGACUCAUCGAAUUUUCAGGUUCUUUUGAAGCCCAUUGUUUCACAGCUCACAGUGGCCCCAGCUUCCUUACAGGAGCAUCCAGAGACGCCGCCUGUGCAAGAAGUUGAUGAUUUAUUGGUUGCUUGCAUUGGUCAGAUGGCUGUCACAGCUGGCACUGACCUCCUAUGGAAACCACUUAACCAUGAGGUGUUGAUGCAAACUCGCAGUGAAAAAUUGAGGUCACGUAUGUUGGGCCUAAGAAUUGUGAAGUUCUUUGUGGAGAAGCUGAAAGAAGAAUACCUGGUAUUGUUGGCGGAAACCAUACCCUUCCUUGGUGAACUACUGGAGGACGUGGAGCCACCGGUUAAAUCUCUAGCGCAAGAAAUUCUCAAGGAAAUGGAGUCAAUGAGCGGGGAGAGCCUUGGGCAGUACUUGUAAUGUACAAAUUGAGCAGAAAUUCUCAAGUUUUGUAGAGGUAGGGGAAGGAUGUGUCAAUGGUGUACACCAAAUGAUGCAGCUACACCCAUUUUUGUAUUGUAUGUUGUGGGGUGGGGGCAGGGUCCUUAAGAUUUGAUGCUUAUUUCCACAUGUUCUACUCCAGCCCCUGUGAACUGAACUAAUAUUAUUUGAUGAGAAAAUAGUGAGGCAAAUUGUUGAGGUUUGAAGAACUGAUAUUGUAAAGGGUUGAGGGUUUUUUGGGCCAUCUAUAAUAGACUUGUCGUGUAUUUCGACAGUGCUUGAAUUUGA